AUGUCUUCCAACCUCUUGAACCAGGACUUUGGGUCCGAGGAUGAAGAUGACGAUUUCAACCCCGUCAUUCAGGAUGAUUCCGAUGCUGAACAGCCCAAGCCAGCGAACACCAGCCGACGUGGUAACGAUCGCGUAGAUGAUGAGGAUGAGGAUGAUGCCCAAAACGGCGACGACGACGAAGAAGAAGGCGCAGAUGAAGAAAAUGGCGACGAUGACGACGACGAAGAGGAGGAAGAAGAAGAGGAAGAGGCCGUUGGUCGCCCACGCAAGCGCAGACGAGGUGGUGUCCACUCUUUCUUCGAAGAGGAGGCCGGUGUCGAUGAGGAGGAAGAUGAAGCUGAAGAGGACGAGGACGAACUUGCCGAGUUUGGCACUGAAAUGCACCCCGAUGAUCUCGAUGCUUUGCCUGCUGGCGCCGAAACAGAUGACCGCCGUCACCGACAGCUGGAUCGCCAGCGUGAACUCGAUGCCACAAUGGACGCGGAGAAGCAGGCGCAGAUGCUCAAGGAACGUUAUGGUCGUAACCGUGCCGCAGCAACCGAUGCUCUUGUCGUUCCUAAGCGACUGCUUCUUCCCAGUGUGGAAGACCCUAGCAUCUGGGGUGGCCGUUGCAAGCCUGGAAAGGAGCGAGAGGUUGUGUACUCCAUUCAAAAGCGAAUUGAAGAGCGUCCAGCUGGCUCGCGCAACCCAAUUCGUAUUAUUUCGGCUUUCGAGCGUGGAAACAUUAUGCAGGGCUGGUUCUACUGUGAGGCACGCAGACAAGCCGAUGUCACCGAAGGUCUUGAGGGUAUCAACUUCUACUAUCCGUCCCAGAAGAUGACCCUGGUUCCCGUGAAGGAAAUGCCUGAUCUUCUUCGCGUCCAGAAGUCCGAGGACCUCAACCCUGGUGGCUGGGUCCGAAUUAAGCGUGGAAAGUACCAUGAUGAUCUGGCUCAGAUUGAGGAAGUUGAAACCAAUGGCCUGACUGUAACCGUACGACUUGUUCCUCGUCUGGAUUACGGUAUGAAUGAUGAUUCCGCUGCCAUCGUUGAUCCCAAGCGCAAGCGAUCAGCUGCGAAUACUGCCCGACCGCCCCAACGUUUGUUCAGCGAGGCAGAAGCGAAGAAGAGACACGGCAAAUUCCUGUCCUCGAACGCAGGUCUAGGCAGCAAGUCAUGGAAUUACCUCAACGAUACCUACAUCGAGGGUUUCCUUGUCAAAGACAUGCGAGUGCAGCACUUGGUCACCAAGAAUGUGAAUCCUCGACUGGAGGAAGUCACCAUGUUCGCUCGUGGAGGAGAAGACGGCACUGCCAACCUCGAUCUUGCAUCCCUGGCUGAAACUCUGAAGAAUUCUUCUGCUGUUGACUCAUACCAACCUGGCGACCCCGUGGAAGUGUACCGAGGUGAACAGCAAGGCUUGAUCGGUAAAACAGUAUCAACUCGCAACGACAUCGUGUCAUUACAAGUCACCGAGGGAGAUCUGGCUGGGCAGAUUAUUGAUGCUCCUGUUCGAACUCUCCGCAAACGCUUCCGUGAGGGUGACCACGUCAAGGUUAUUGGAGGCAGCCGUUUCCAGAACGAAUUGGGUAUGGUGGUUCAAGUCAAGGAAGACACUGUCACCUUGCUCAGUGACAUGAGUAUGCAAGAGAUCACUAUCUUCAGCAAAGAUCUCCGUCUUUCCGCUGAGAUGGCAGCUGAUGGACAGCUUGGUAUUUAUGAUGUGCAUGACCUUGUACAGCUUGAUGCCGCUACUGUCGCCUGCGUUAUUAAGGUAGACCGUGAGUCUCUUCGUGUGAUGGAUCAGAAUGGCUCUGUUCGAAACGUUCUUCCUACCCAGAUCGCCAACAAGAUUACUCCCCGUAAGGAUGCUGUAGCUACAGACCGCAAUGGCGCAGAGAUCCGACACGGCGAUACCGUUCGUGAAGUUUAUGGAGAACAGCGAAAUGGUGUUAUCCGCCAUAUUUACCGCUCUUUCCUCUUCCUGCACAACAAGGCUCAAGCUGAGAAUGCAGGCAUGUCUGUUGUGCGAACUACAAAUGUUGUCACUGUCUCCGCCCGAGGUGGACGUCCCACCGGUCCAGAUCUGACCAAGAUGAACCCUGCCAUGGCAAUGCAAGCAGGUGGCGGUCGCGGUGGUGGUGCGAUGGCACCUCCUCAGCGUGGUCGUGACCGACUUAUUGGCAAGACCGUGGCUGUCCGACGUGGCCGUUACAAGGGUUUGGUUGGUAUUGUUCGAGAUGCCGAUGAAAAAACCGCUCAAGUUGAGCUUUACACAUCAAACAAGCCUGUCCUUAUUCAACGAGAUAUCCUUACACCAAAAGACCCGAUUACAAAACAAUCAUUGGAGGGGGGUCGUGGAAGAGGAGGCUCGCGUGUUCCGUUCGGGCAUCAGCCUCAAUCAAGAGAUGGUUGGCAUGGUGGUCGCACUCCUGUGGCUGCUGCCGACUCCUCAAGAACUCCAGCUUGGGGCGGUGCAUCCUCUGCCCGCACUCCAGCUUGGUCUGGAGGCAUGAGUGGUUCGCGUACCCCUGCCUGGAAGAACGAUGGAAGCCGCACUGCCUACGGAGAUGGAAGUCGCACUGCUUAUGGCGGUCUGGGCAACAGAACCCCUGCCUGGAACUCCGGUUCUCGCACUCCCUACGACUCUAGUUCCGGUUAUGACGCCUUUGCCUCUGGAUCUCGUACUCCUGCCUGGGGUGGUGCCAGUGCCAACACAGGUAACCGCACACCUGCCUGGGGCGGCCUUCCCAAUGGCCGAGACCAGCGCGACUACGAAGAUGCCCCUACCCCCGGUGGUUAUUCUGCCCCGACUCCCGGCGCAUAUGGUGCUCCUACUCCCGGUGCUUCGGCACCAACCCCCGGCGCAUGGGCUGACAACGCUCCCACACCUGGCGGAGCUUUCAGCGCACCGACUCCUGGUGCUGGUCCUAAGCGUGGCUACGAUGCGCCAACCCCUGCCGCAUAUGAUGCACCUACUCCGGCACUGGGCGGCACUGCGGCUACCCCUGGCGCAAGCUACGAUGACGAUGCCGGUCCACGUUACGAUGAGGGCACCCCCAGCCCUUAA
Molecule: messenger RNA, 3048 nt
Organism: Penicillium malachiteum
Lineage: Eukaryota; Fungi; Ascomycota; Eurotiomycetes; Eurotiales; Aspergillaceae
Gene: spt5
Product: transcription elongation factor spt5
Exons: 5
Coding region: 1-3048 (1015 amino acids)
Biological process (GO): regulation of DNA-templated transcription elongation; transcription elongation by RNA polymerase II; regulation of transcription by RNA polymerase II
Cellular component (GO): DSIF complex
Molecular function (GO): mRNA binding; protein binding
Source: RefSeq, a predicted model, not a curated record